UACGUUUUGUUUACAUUCUUUAGAGCCGGUGACCAUGAAUAAAUUUAAUAAUUUGCUAAAGUAAGAGGAGAUCUCGAAAUGACUUUGGAUUGAUUUGCCAUGCAGCCAAAAAUGAAACCAAAAUUGCACAAAAGCGAGCUGUUUCUAUACUUCGGAGUUUACAUAGUCUACAUAGUGUAUGAGCUGUGGGUGUUGGUGAAAGCUAGACAUAAAAUUCUGGCAAUUGCCCAAUAUGAAUUUCCACAGGGCUGGUCCUUCCUCAGGUCGCGCAAAGAUGACACAAAUGAUGAGCUGUAUGCCUUCACCGAGUAUAUUCAACAGAAUUGGUAUUGGUAUCUAUUCCAUUUGGCUGUAGUUAACAUUGUGCGUAGAUAUAGACCCCAAUGGCCGCAAAGCCUGACCAAUGCAUUUAUAUGCAUAGCUAUAUUGAUGCUUACCAUGUCUCUAACCUCAAUGGGUCUGAUAAGCAGCCUUAUUGCGUCCUAUUUCUUUGUGGCCAAAUUGCAAUCAAAGAUAUUUGUAUGGCUUUUAUCUAUAGCUUGGAUGGUUGUUAUGAUUUUUAUGAAAUCCAACAAAAGACUUCAAGAGUCCAUGGGAUAUAUGGAGUUUCAUCAUGUUAUGGUGUCCUUAUGCUGGUGCAUUCUCAGAGGUUGCAGUUAUAGCUUACAAAUGGCCAAGUCAUAUAAAAGCGGAGAGCAAAAUGCAGAGACGAAGUAUGCUUUAACCCACUACCUAGGCUAUAGUUUAUACUUUCCCUGUUUCACUCUGGGUCCCUUUAUGGGCUAUCAUCGUUACAUAGAUCCAUUGGUGGAUUAUAAAGAAGCAGAUAUAUGCGUUGCCAAAGGCAAUUUCAAAUUAUUUGCAUGGCAUAUAGCGAGAGUGGGCUUUUGGUGGUUGGUCCUGGAAAUAGCUCUGCAUUACGUCUACGUUCACUACAUGGCUUUGGAUAUUGAAGCUGUAAAAGUUUUGGAUACCAAAUUUGGUUUAUAUGCUGUGGGCUAUUUUAUGGGGCAGUUCUUUUUCAUGCAUUACAUCAUAGUCUAUGGUUUGGGCAUAGCCUUUGCUCAAUACGAUGGCCUAAACCCACCACGCAAGCCCCGAUGCAUAGGCCUAGUGCACAACUACUCGGAUAUGUGGAAAUAUUUUGACGAGGGCCUUUACGAAUUCCUAUUUACGCACAUUUAUGCCGAACUAUGUAACAAGGAUUCUUCUGCACUGCGAAAAAUUUUGUCGACUGCUGCCACCUUUUCUUUUGUGUUCCUAUGGCACGGUCAUUAUUGGUAUGUUUUCGUAUGGAGCGUUUUGAAUUUUUGUUGCUUAGUUCUGGAGAAGAUUGUGAAGACGCUGACUUUAUCUUCCACGUACAAUGACAUCAUGCGACACAAAGUGGGAUUAAGUGAGGGUGGAAUACAGCGCCUCAAUGCCUUUCUGGGCUCACAAAUAUUCAUACCUGCCGCAUUUUCCAAUUGUUAUUUCAUAAGCGGACUGGAUGUUGGAAACUAUUUAAUGGGCGAGGCAUACCUGGGAGGCUGGUGGAAUUAUUUGACUUUAACCUUUUGUACUUAUUGCUUCUUCCAAUGUUGUGAGAUUAUAAUGCACAAAAGAUAUACACAAUGACUUUCUAGUAUAUAAUCAAGUAUUCUUUUUGUUAAUGUUGAAAAUAAAUUGUAACUAAAGUAUUUUUUUACUCGACAUUUUUGUAAA
Molecule: messenger RNA, 1704 nt
Organism: Stomoxys calcitrans (stable fly)
Lineage: Eukaryota; Metazoa; Arthropoda; Insecta; Diptera; Muscidae
Gene: rasp
Product: protein-cysteine N-palmitoyltransferase Rasp
Exons: 1
Coding region: 100-1617 (505 amino acids)
Biological process (GO): protein palmitoylation
Cellular component (GO): endoplasmic reticulum
Molecular function (GO): palmitoyltransferase activity
Source: RefSeq, a predicted model, not a curated record